This is a messenger RNA of Gavia stellata (red-throated loon), 1425 nucleotides long. It is a transcript of the gene GFRA1, whose product is annotated as GDNF family receptor alpha 1. Bases 16 to 1425 code for a protein of 469 amino acids. Gene Ontology annotation, cellular component: external side of plasma membrane; signaling receptor complex. NCBI's taxonomy places the organism in Eukaryota, Metazoa, Chordata, Aves, Gaviiformes, Gaviidae. Gene Ontology annotation, molecular function: signaling receptor activity. The record is from RefSeq and is a predicted model, not a curated record. The transcript is spliced from 9 exons. Gene Ontology annotation, biological process: nervous system development.
CCCGAAGACAGCAAGAUGUUUCUCGCUAUCUUGUACUUCGCUUUGCCCUUAGUGGAUGUACUUUUGUCUGCAGAAGUGAGCGGGCUGCCUGGAGGGGACCGCCUCGACUGCGUGAAAGCCAGCGAUCAGUGUCUCAAGGAGCAGAGCUGUAGUACUAAAUACAGGACACUGAGGCAGUGUGUAGCCGGCAAAGAGAGCAACUUCAGCCGGGCGACAGGCCUGGAGGCAAAGGAUGAAUGCAAAAGCGCCAUGGAAGCUCUCAAGCAGAAAUCUCUAUACAACUGCCGCUGUAAGAGGGGUAUGAAGAAGGAGAAAAACUGCCUGCGCAUUUACUGGAGCAUGUACCAGAGCUUACAGGGAAAUGACUUACUUGAAGAUUCCCCUUAUGAGCCAGUUAACAGCAGACUGUCAGACAUAUUCAGGCUAGCACCAAUUGUAUCAGUGGAGCCAGUACUUUCAAAGGGGAACAAUUGCUUGGAUGCAGCAAAAGCUUGUAACCUAAAUGAUACCUGCAAGAGGUUCAGAUCUGCUUACAUAACCCCCUGCACCAGCAGCACGUCUAAUGAAAUCUGUAACAAGCGGAAGUGUCAUAAGGCCCUCCGGCUAUUUUUUGACAAAGUUCCCCCAAAGCACAGCUACGGGAUGCUCUUCUGCUCCUGUCGAGACGUAGCCUGUACAGAAAGGAGACGGCAGACUAUUGUUCCUGUGUGUUCAUAUGAGGACAGGGAGAAACCAAACUGCCUGAAUUUACAAGAAUCCUGCAAGAAGAAUUACAUCUGCAGAUCUCGCCUUGCAGAUUUCUUCACAAACUGCCAGCCUGAGUCACGGUCUGUUAGUAGCUGUCUGAAGGAGAACUACGCUGACUGCCUCCUCGCUUACUCGGGGCUUAUUGGCACAGUGAUGACACCAAACUAUAUAGACUCAAAUAGUCUCAGCGUUGCCCCAUGGUGUGACUGCAGCAACAGUGGUAACGACAGAGAUGAAUGCCAGAAAUUUCUGAAUUUCUUCCAGGACAAUACAUGCCUUAAAAAUGCAAUUCAGGCCUUCGGCAAUGGUACUGAUGUGAAUGUGUGGCAGCCAAUCUUACCAGUACAGACCACUACAGCCACAACUACAACAGCUGCCAGACUUAAAAACACAGGUUCAGAGACCACCAACAAUGAAAUACCCACCCACAACGAUUCACCAGCAUGUGCAAACCUGCAGGCACAGAAGAAGCGGAAAUCUAAUGAAUCUGUAGACACAGAGCUCUGUCUUAAUGAGAAUGCUAUUGGGAAAGACAACACAGCGGGAGUCUCCACCAGUCACAUAUCUUCAGAGAAUUCGCUUGCUCUUCCUAGAAGCUUCUAUCUAAGCACACCGCUCACUCUGAUGACACUUGCACUCUCACUCUGUUUGUUCCUAAGCUCAUCAGUCGUCUUGUAG